This is a messenger RNA of Eucalyptus grandis, 1346 nucleotides long. RefSeq names its product DNA damage-repair/toleration protein DRT100. The coding region runs from base 92 to 1186 and encodes 364 amino acids. NCBI's taxonomy places the organism in Eukaryota, Viridiplantae, Streptophyta, Magnoliopsida, Myrtales, Myrtaceae. The record is from RefSeq and is a predicted model, not a curated record. The transcript has a single exon. Gene Ontology annotation, molecular function: protein binding.
GACGCACUCCAUCUUCAACCUCCGCCAUCUUUCCACUCUCUGCUCAUUUCGACACUCCACUCGGCUCCUACUUACGGCUGCAUAGAGCGAGAUGAGGCUGUGGUUCGGUGCUGCAUUGCUGCUGGUGGUGCUGGCUCGGGCGGUGAGCGGUUGUCCGGCGUCCGACAGGGAAGCUCUCCUGGCCUUCAAAGCGUCGCUGAGCGAGCCUUACCUGGGCAUCUUCAACUCGUGGACCGGCACCGACUGCUGCAGCAACUGGUACGGCAUCAGCUGCGACCCCACCGUCGCCCGCGUCGCCGACAUCAACCUCCGCGGCGAGUCCGAGGACCCCAUCUUCGAGAAGGCCGGCCGCUCCGGCUACAUGACCGGCACCAUCAACCCCUCCAUCUGCCGCCUCGACCGCCUCACCAACCUCAUCCUCGCCGACUGGAAGGGCAUCUCCGGCGAGAUCCCCGCCUGCAUCACCUCCCUCUCCUCCCUCCGCGUCGUCGACCUGGUCGGCAACAAGAUCUCCGGCCGCAUCCCCCCGGCGAUCGGAGACCUCCGCCGCGUCACGGUCCUCAACCUGGCGGACAACCAGAUCUCCGGGGAGAUCCCGGCGUCGAUCGUCCAGAUGUCGAGCCUCAUGCACGUGGACCUCAGGAACAACAGGAUCUCAGGCGUGAUCCCUGCGGACUUCGGGAAGCUGACGAUGCUGAGCCGGGCGCUGCUGGGCCGGAACCAGCUGAAUGGGACGAUCCCGAGCUCGAUAGCCACCAUGUACAGGCUGGCGGACCUGGACCUGUCGAUGAACCAUAUCAACGGUUGGGUCCCGGAGGAGCUGGGCAAAAUGCGGGUGCUGUCGACGCUGACCCUGGACAGUAACUGGCUGUCGGGCAAGUUGCCGGCGAGCCUGUUGAGCGACGCGGGCAUGGGAAUACUGAACCUCAGCCGGAACUGGAUCGAGGGGGAGAUUCCGGACGUGUUCGGGUCGAACUCGUAUUUCAUGGCGCUGGACUUGUCGCACAACAAUCUGAAAGGCAAGAUACCGGGAUCGCUGUCGUCGGCCAAGUACAUCGGCCACUUGGACCUGAGUCACAACCACCUGUGCGGGCCCAUCCCCAUUGGCGAGCCGUUCGAGCACCUCGAAGCGUCGUCGUUUGCCAACAACGACUGUCUGUGCGGGAAUCCCUUGAGGACUUGUUAAUCCCAUACUCUGUUUUUUUUUUUUUUUUUACAUGGGUGUGGUCGUCCGAGUUUCAGGACAUGUCAAGAGCAGGUCGACGAGCUUAACGUGUGUAAUAUUAUUGUUUAAUGGGAAUCCUAAGGUUGUGAUAUAAGAAAAGGAUCUAUGUUGGAUGGGGAAA